AUGCCUUCUUUCAGUCGCGUAGCCGCGCUGCUCCCCGCGCUCUUCUCAUCCAUCGCCUAUGCCGUCCAGCCAGUUGAGAUCCGUGGCCAGGACUUCAUCAACACCGGCACGAACAAGCGGGUGAUGAUCAUUGGUGUCGACUACCAGCCCGGAGGUCAGGGAGCAUACAAUCCCACAAACAGCGAAGAUCCUCUCACAGAUGGCGACAAAUGUCUGCGAGAUGCAACCCUCAUGCAGAAGCUGGGUGUGAACACAAUUCGUGUCUACAAUCUCGACCCUACGCUUGACCACUCCAAGUGUGCCUCCAUCUUCAACGCGGCCGGCAUCUACAUGAUCCUUGAUGUCAACUCGCCCUUACCCGGAGAGAGCAUCAACCGCGCGGAACCAUGGACAUCCUACAACAGCGACUACCUUACUCGCGCGUUUGGUAUCAUUGAGAACUUCAAGGGAUUCCCCAACACCAUGGCUUUCUUCUCUGCAAACGAGGUCAUGAAUGAUCUGAGCACUGCUGAGUUCAACCCCCAGUAUAUCCGGGCUGUCCAGCGCGACAUGAAGAACUACAUCAAGAACCAUUCCGACCGCACCAUCCCUGUUGGCUAUUCUGCUGCAGAUGUCCGCGAGAUCUUGCAUGAUACCUGGGCUUACAUGCAGUGUAUCCACGACCAGGACGAGUCAUCCUCCGACUUCUUUGGUCUCAACUCCUACAGCUGGUGCAAUGGCGACAACUAUCAGACUUCCACAUAUGAUGGCUUGGCCACCAUGUUCGCCGACUCUGCUGUCCCUGUCUUUUUCAGCGAAUACGGCUGCAACCGUAUCAUGCCUCGCGACUUCGACGAAGUUCAGGCCCUUUACGGCGACCAGAUGAGAGCGCUCUCUGGUGGUCUUGUCUAUGAGUACUCCCAUGAGGAGGCAAACUACGGUCUAGUAGAAAUUGACCAAGACGGCUCCGUUGCACUGAUGAAGGACUACGACAACCUCCAGAGCCAAUUCAACAAGCUAGAUCUUAGCGCUCUCGAGGCAACCAAUCCUCAGUCUACCGAGCUCGAAGCCCCCGAAUGCGACGGCAGCCUCAUAACCGCGGAAGCAUUUAGCAAGAACUUCACGAUUCCGGCUGUCUGCCCUGGAUGCCAGGAUCUCAUCGACAACGGUAUCGAGAACCCAACAAAUGGCGCGCUGGUCGAUAUCGGUGAUACCAACGUCAAACAGAAGGUCACUGGUAGCAACGGCCAGCAAAUCAACGACUUGUCGCUCAAUGUUGUGUCCAACGAUGGGUCUAACACUCCUGGCGGCGAGAACACUAGUCCCAGCGGCACCGACUCGAGCAACGAUGACAACCCCAGUCAGACGGGCGACGCGGCGCAGCCUUCGGAGACCGAAGGGGCAGCUUCGCACAUCUCUUUCAACUUCGGACUAGCUAUGAUGGGCGUGUUCGUGUAUAUGCUCACUUUGUAG
Alternaria ventricosa is the source of this 1452-nucleotide messenger RNA. RefSeq lists its product as uncharacterized. The transcript has 3 exons. Gene Ontology annotation, cellular component: cytoplasm; fungal-type cell wall. The coding region runs from base 1 to 1452 and encodes 483 amino acids. Gene Ontology annotation, biological process: fungal-type cell wall (1->3)-beta-D-glucan biosynthetic process. The record is from RefSeq and is a predicted model, not a curated record. Lineage: Eukaryota; Fungi; Ascomycota; Dothideomycetes; Pleosporales; Pleosporaceae. Gene Ontology annotation, molecular function: 1,3-beta-glucanosyltransferase activity.